AUGUCGGGCCUCCGUCUCCGUCCCCGCCGCUCGUCAUCUUCUACCUUUCCGAUGCCCCGCUCCCGCCUCCGUCACUACGCCUCCGCCAUGCCGAUGUCCAGCCUCCGUCCCCUCCACCGCAGCUCCUCCUCCACCACGUCGCCUGCAUGCGCCUGGUCCCCCCAUGCCGCCUUCGCCGCGGCCACGGAGCGUGUCCGCGCCGGGGCGCUCAGGCCGGAAGACGCACACACCCUGUUCGACGAAUUGCUUCGGCAGGCCACACCGGUCCCCGAGCGAUCCCUCAACGGCUUCCUUGCCGCCCUCGCCCGUGCGCCCGCCUCCGGAAACUGCAUCAGAGAUGGCCCCGCCCUCGCAGUGGUUCUCUUCAACCGUGUGUGCAGAGAGGAAGCCGGCCCGCAGGUGGCGGCGCUCACAGGCUGCACCUACAGCAUCCUCAUGGACUGCUACUGCCGCGCCCGUCGCCCGGACCUAGGGCUUGCCUUAUUUGGCCGCUUCCUCAGGGAAGGCCUGAAGACACACCAGAUCGUCGCCAACACCUUCCUCAAGUGCCUCUGCUAUGCGAAAUUGACGGAUGAGGCAGUGGACGUGCUGCUUCAUAGGAUGUCCGAGCUCGGGUGUGUGCCUGAUGCCAUCUCAUACAACACUGUCCUGAAGAGCUUAUGCGACAAUGGCAUGAGCCAGCGGGGGCUCGAACUGCUCCAGAUGAUUGCAAAAGAAGUAGGUGUCUGCUCUCUCAAUCUGGUGGCAUAUAACACGGUCAUCUACGGCUUCUUUAAGGAAGGUGAAACAGGCAAGGCAUGCAAUCUAUUCCAUGAAAUGAUGCAGCAAGGUGUUGAGCCCGAUGUGGUGACUUACAACUUGAUCAUUGAUGCUUUGUGCAAGGCCAGAGCAAUGGACAAGGCAGAAGUAGUCCUUCAGCAGAUGAUCAGUAAAGGUGCUCAACCUCAUACAGUGACAUAUAAUUGCAUGAUCAAUGGAUAUGCCACAUCUGGGCGGUUGAAAGAGGCUGCUAAAAUGUUCAGAGAAAUGAAAAGCCGGGGUCUUACACCAAAUACUGUUACCUGCGGCUCGUUAAUGACUUCCCUUUGCAAGCAUGGAAGAAGCAAAGAAGCUAGAGAAAUAUUUGAUUCCAUGACUGCCAAAGGCCACAAACCUGAUAUUGUCUCGUACCGUAUUUUGCUUCAUGGUUAUGCCAGUGAAGGAUGCUUUGCUGAUAUGAUUGAUCUAUGUAAUUCAAUGGAAAGCAACGGUAUUGCAGCCGACUGCCGUGUUUUUACCAUAUUAAUUGAUGCCUAUGCUAAACGUGGAAUGAUGGAUGAUGCAAUGCACAUAUUUACGGAAAUGCAGCAACGAGGUGUGAGUCCAAAUGUUGUCACAUAUUCAACUGUAAUAUCAGCACUUUCUAGAAUGGGUAGGCUGACCGAUGCUAUGGAAAAAUUUAAUCAGAUGGUUGCCUUGGGAGUACAGCCGAACAUACCUGUUUAUUGGUCCCUAAUUCAGGGCUUUUGUAUGCAUGGUGGUUUGGUUAAAGCUAAGGAGUUGGUUUCUCAAAUGAUAAACAAAGGUAUUCCUCGUCCUAACAUUGUGUUCUUCAAUUCGGUAAUAAACGGUAUGUGCAAGGAAGGAAGGGUUAUGGAUGCACAUGAUAUCUUUGACUUGGUUAUAGACCUAGGUGGGAGGCCUGAUGUUAUUACAUUUAAUUCACUGAUUGAUGGAUAUUGCUUGGCCCGCAAGCUGGAUAAAGCAUUCGGAAUGUUUAAUUCCAUGGAAUCAGUUGGUGUUGAGCCUGAUAUUGUUACGUACAGUACACUUCUUGAUGGCUAUUUUAAAAAUAGAAGGAUCAAUGAUGGUUUGGCUCUGUUUAGAGAAAUGCCGCGUAAGAGAAUUAAACCUGACAUUGUUACAUAUGGCAUCAUGUUGGAUGGGUUGUUUUGUGCUGGGAGAACUGUUGCUGCAAGGACAAUGUUCCAUGAGAUGAUCGAAAGUGGAAUAACAGUGGACAUCCCCACAUAUAAUAUAGUUCUUAGGGGACUUUGUAGAAAUAACUGCACAGAUGAAGCAAUCGCCCUGUUCCAGAAAUUAGGUGCAAUGAGUAUGAAGUUCAAUAUUGCAAUACUCAAUACCAUGAUCAAUGCAAUGUACAAGGUUCGGAGAAGAGAAGAAGCUAACAAUUUGUUUGCUGCAAUAUCAACCAGUGGGUUGGUGCCCAAUCAAUCUACUUAUGCAGUAAUGAUAAUAAAUCUUCUAAAAGAUGGAGCAGUGGAACAUGCUAGCAAUAUGUUUUCAUCAAUGGAAAAAAGUGGUAUAGUCCCCAGCUCCCGUCUUAUAAAUGGUAUCAUCAGAUUGUUGUUGGAGAAUGGUGAGAUUGCCAAGGCUGGAAUUUAUUUGUCUAAAGUUGAUGGGAAUAGCAUCUCACUCGAAGCUUCAACUACUUCAUUGAUGUUGUCUCUAUUUUCAAGGAAAGGGAAAUAUCAUGAGGACAUGAAAUUGCUCCCAGCAAAGUAUCAAUUUUUUGAUGGAUGUAGUUGA
Messenger RNA from Triticum turgidum subsp. durum (durum wheat), 2529 nucleotides. NCBI's taxonomy places the organism in Eukaryota, Viridiplantae, Streptophyta, Magnoliopsida, Poales, Poaceae. The record is from the annotation of a GenBank genome assembly.